Messenger RNA from Arabidopsis arenosa, 856 nucleotides. The record is from the annotation of a GenBank genome assembly. NCBI's taxonomy places the organism in Eukaryota, Viridiplantae, Streptophyta, Magnoliopsida, Brassicales, Brassicaceae.
CAAUCGCAAUCGUUUUUUUCCUCUCUCGAUCUAUUCCUCUGUAGAGAAAACUGGACAACAAACCUAUGCCGUCGACGCCGCUGGCGAACGGUGUUACGCCUCCUCUGUGUGGCGUAGAGAGAACGGAGGUUACGGCUUCCUCCACGGUGGCGGAUGAUAAGCCGGGAGUUUCAAUGAUGGAGCAGUUAGUUCCGGAAAUUACAACCCACGCGCUUAGUUACUUGGAUUAUCCAAGUCUCUGUCGCUUAUCCAUGACUAAUUCCUUGAUGAGGAAAGCUGCUAAUGAUGAUAAUGCUUGGAAAGCUCUUUAUCACAAGGAUUUUACGAUGGAGCAAGAUGGUAUAACUCCAGUCAAUGGGUGGAAAGCUUACUAUGCAACUACUAGAGCGAUUAUUAGUGUGAAUACUGAAUUCUUCAGCAUCAUUAGAGACAGAGCUCUUCAAGCGAUGGCUCGUUUAUGGUUGAACUCGGACUAUGUUAAGUGUAUCCAUGCCUCUGGUGAACUCUUCUCCGGGUACAAUGAAGUGAUGCAAAGCUGGCAACUUUGUUUCAACUGGGAACAAGGGUUUGACUUUCAGGUCCACACGGUUCGCACUCGGAUACUAACGGACAUGGCCUGGGUCACCAUGAAAGCAUACCUGAACGUGGACGGUGGUCCAUUCCUCAUCACCAAUGUGUUUGAGUUCCAUAAUGGAAGGUGGCACAUGGUUCAUCAUCACAGCUCAGUGAUGCUCAUCGAUGAUCAACAAGUUGUUGUUCAUUGAUGAUAUUAUCUCUUAGUUUUUGUUUCCUUCUCUUCUUUUAUUUUCACGGGGACAAAAAAAUAAAGAAGAAGAAAGAAACUGCAUAUUGGAGA